UCUCAACUCCUCCACUGAAUUCGAGCUUCUGCCAUGGCGGAUUCACCUCCCAACCGAAUCGAUGUGUUUUGGCACGAGGGGAUGCUCAAUCACGACACCGGCAAUGGUGUAUUCGACACCGGAGACGAUCCAGGUUUUCUCGACGUGUUGGAUAAGCACCCAGAAAACUCCGACCGGAUUAAGAACAUCGUUUCCAUUCUCAAAAGAGGACCCAUCGCUCCUUUCAUCACUUGGCGUUCCGGACGACCCGCACUCAUCUCUGAAUUGCUUUCUUUCCACCAUUCAGCCUCAAAGUGGAUUUAUCGACGAGGUAGGUGAAGGAGAGGGUUUCGGCUAUAAUUUGAAUAUACCUCUGCCAAAUGGAACAGGGGACCGGGGAUAUGAGUAUGCCAUGGAGAAGUUAGUUGUCCCAGCAAUUCAAAAGUUCAAGCCAGAUAUGUUGGUUUUGGUUGCAGGCCAAGAUUCAAGUGCUUUCGACUCAAAUGGAAGGCAAUGCUUGACAAUGGAUGGUUACCGAAAAAUCGGGCAGAUCGUUUCAGAGCUGGCAAGUAAGUACAGCGGUGGACGCCUCCUUAUAGUCCAAGAAGGGGGAUACCAUGUUACUUAUUCGGCUUAUUGUCUUCAUGCAACACUUGAAGGGGUACUCAACCUCUUGCCUCCUUUGAUAUCUGAUCCGAUGGCUUAUUACCCGGAAGACGAGGCGUUUUCUGUGAAGGUAAUUGAUUCCAUUAAACAGUACCAAGAUGAAAAUGUGCCAUUCUUAAAAGUGUAGCAUAGUUUUGAUAGGUAUACAUCUGUAUUGGUUGAUGUUUGUGUACUCUUUGGUUGGACAAAGCAUUCUAAAGUUUGGUUAAUAUAAUUAUGCGAUGCCUAUGAUAGCUUCCAAUUA
Molecule: messenger RNA, 889 nt
Organism: Momordica charantia (bitter melon)
Lineage: Eukaryota; Viridiplantae; Streptophyta; Magnoliopsida; Cucurbitales; Cucurbitaceae
Source: RefSeq, a predicted model, not a curated record